Molecule: messenger RNA, 3050 nt
Organism: Linum trigynum
Lineage: Eukaryota; Viridiplantae; Streptophyta; Magnoliopsida; Malpighiales; Linaceae
Source: the annotation of a GenBank genome assembly
UUAAACCAAAAAUAAAAAACAAAAAAAAUAAAUAUUUAUCAGAUCUUCUGACUUGGCAGUGACGUGGCGCGUUGACCGUCCAAGUUAACGGUCAAACAUCGGGUUUGGCCAAAUUGUUUAUUUUAGUGUAUAGUUCAGGCCAGGAUGUUAUAGAUCGAAAAGAUUGGCCAAGAUGUUUAUUUUGGUCAAAGUUCAAGCAAUACGAAAAUAUUAACCCUAAAAUCAAUUUUACAAUAUCCAAAUAUUUGAGCCCUUUUUGUCAAUCUCUAAAUAUAAUCCUAAUUCGUAUCGUUUAGCUUUUAAUACGAGUUUCUACUUUCUAUGUUAACUCGAUUCGAAUAGAGUAGCGUUUAAUAUGCUUUAGCUAGCAGUAUUCAUCCAGCUGGGAAAAAAGUUUGGGCCAGGCUAUGGCCCAUUUCGGCCAUUAAUAGCUUUAGGUUUUCACUCCAAUCAAUCUCAUUCUUUCAAUGGGACAUAUCGUUUGAAAGUUGGCACCAUUCUCACACAACUUGAUGUAAUAAAUAUAUAUUGCUCAAAUUAAUCAAAUUAUACCUUUCCAACAGUGUUUGAGCUUGAUAUAAGCUAAUUUUGGAUUUUUAGUUAUCGAAUUAUUAUUCACAAAUAAUUUUGUACCUCAUAUUUUAUAUCGAUCACGUUAGGGAAAAAUAACACAUCAGUAAGAUGUCAUGGUAAUUUAUUGUGCCACAACAUAGUCAACUAAUUGAUUGAUGUACCAAUAACCAAAGACAAAAGCUACUUUCACAAGUGGUACCACGUGAACAAUUUCAUUGUUCCGAGUAAGGGUGUGAAAUCAGAAAUGGUCUAGUUCGUACCGGAUCACACCAGACGAAACCAAGGUUUAGAUUGGAUCAUAUCAGACCGAGUAUAAUGUGAUUCGGUCUUUGCUCCUCGUGAAUUUUACAAUUACGGAAGAAAUUAUCAAUCGAACUAGACCAAAUUGACCAAAUGAAAUGAUGGUCCGGUCAUUGCUUUUAAGAUGUCUUUUACUAAUGGAUCACGGUUCUCAUAAGUUUGGUUCGGUCCGGACCGGAUCGAACCGUUGUUGCGUGUAUAAAGAAGAACAGCAAGAAGCAGUUUAAUAUUUCAUCUGGGCCUGGCCCAAGUUAUGGAGGAUGAUCUGCUCAGUAACCGUCGGGCCGUUUGUCUUGUUCUAGAAAUCACCUUUAGCUCUUAAUGGUGCUGUAGCAAGCCUGCAAUUAAAUACGAAACCCCAGGUCGCCAAAAUGCAUAUAUUGGGCCGUCCGGCCCAAAGGUUAGAAAAUUUGCCGUUAGACAUACCGCCUUUUCCCACUUCCCCCAGUCUCGGCGUAUAUAUUCAAGAAAGGAGCCGUUGGAAGAAGAACAAAGGUCAUUUUUUCAGUUCUCCAAUAGUCUUCCCCCCGAUUUCUCAUUUCUCUCAAGAAAGCAACCAGAGUUCUCAGAGUCUCAAGCAGUUCCAGAAAGAUCAAUCGCACUUGUAUCCGUAAGUUUUCUUCUUCCUCUUUGAGAUUUCUGUUCGUUGCUGUCGCUGCUUUUAGGGAUUCGAGUUCUGGGGUCUCUAAGUUCAGGGAGUUAUAGUAGCAAAGUUUCUUUCCGCCUUGGAACCCACUUAGAGAAUCGAUUGAUUAGAUGAAUCUAUCGGAUAAUUAAAAAUUAACCCCAGUUCUCAGAGUUUCGAAGCAAGUUUCAGAAAAGGGUGAUCAAUCUCUGCAAGUCUCUUUCUUGUGAGAAACCCCCUGUAUUUCUUGCUGAUUUUAGGGAUUCAAGUUUUGGGUUCUUCUGGUUUUAGGGAUUCUAGUGUUGGGCUUUUCUGAUUUUAUGGUUCUGGUUUUGGGUUCUCCUGAUUAUGGGGAUUCGAGUUCUGGGUUCUUCUGAUUCUAUAGAUUCAAGGUUCAAGUUCUGGGUUCUUCUGAUUUUAGGGUUUUAACAUAGAUCGUGCCCACUUCGAAUCCUUUUAGAGUGUUUUGAUCCCUAUAUCCCUUGGAAGUACAAUUAACGGCGUUCCUUCACUGUGUUUGCAGGAAAAUUAAACAACCCUUCAGAAUCUUACGAAAAUGGCAUCAAGAGUUGGAGGUGGUGUUGCUCAGGUUCGCAAUGUUGACUACAAAGAUUGGCUGAAUACAGAUGUCUCCAAGCCAUCCAAGAAAGGAGGAGGGUUAGGUGGGAGGACACCGCUGGGUGAUUUGUCAAACGCAUUGAAGAACUCUUCUUCUCUGAACAAAACAUCCAAGAAACAGCAGCAUACUGGUUCAGGAAUUGCAGGAUUGAAUGGGGAAAAGAAGAGUUCUGCUUUCGGUGGAGGAGCCAAUGCUGCAAGUGGUAAAACGAGUGUUAAAGCUUCUGGGAAUAGGAAGGUCCUUUCUGAUAUCUCAAACUCGUCCAAUGUGCCAUCGGGAAGUGAUAUAUCGCAGAAGAAGCCGGCGAAGAACAGCAAGAGACUGAGUGUUGUGCAGGAGGAAGACCCAAUGCAUCCAUGUGCGUUCUCUGAGGAAGGGUUUCUGCACAAUCAUGAUGAAUGCAUCAAGGCUCAGAAUAGACAGAUGGAUUUGGAUGAGUUCUUGAAGAUCCUUGGUUUAGACAAAGAUUGUUCUGAGCACUUCGAGAACCGGCGAGCUCAAGUAGAGCCUGACAGUCCUAAGCUGCACUACGAGCUCAUGGAAGAAGAGGAAAGUUGGGACUUUGAGUUUCCCACAAUGCGCAAUCUCCAUUCUCCCCCCUGUUCGAGUCCAACAUCGCCCAAAUCCGAUUCAAGCUGGUUAGAUUGUGACCACGACUUCGUCAACUUCCAGCUGAUCGCUUCUCCUUAACUGCUGCUGAUCAAACUCAAGCAUAUUGGGAUCUAAUCUUCCUGAAGCAUUAGAUGUGAAUUUUGUUGUUGAAAACUACUGAAUGAUGCCAAUUCUGUUUGGCAUCUCUCUAGGUUCUCAUUGAUCAGUGUCUUUCGACUUUUGUUCAUUGAUCAAAUCGUGCUUAGCUGCUGAACUAAAGCUAGUAAUGUAGACCUCUUUCUUCUUUCUUCCAGUGUCAUUGACUAAAGCAUAAAUGUUGUC